Ricinus communis (castor bean) is the source of this 4148-nucleotide messenger RNA. Its product is annotated as disease resistance-like protein DSC1. The record is from RefSeq and is a predicted model, not a curated record. The coding region runs from base 339 to 4025 and encodes 1228 amino acids. Gene Ontology annotation, biological process: signal transduction; defense response. The transcript is spliced from 5 exons. Gene Ontology annotation, molecular function: ADP binding. Lineage: Eukaryota; Viridiplantae; Streptophyta; Magnoliopsida; Malpighiales; Euphorbiaceae.
AAAAGAAAAUAUUAUGCAUAAAAUUUGGUUUUACAAAUAUCAUAUUUAUGUUUUACGGGAAAUGAUAGGGUAAAAUGUAAAAUUUAAUCUGAAAUUUUAUAUAACCUCUUAAAGUCAAUAAAGUAGGAAUCAACCUCAGAUUGAGAAGUCAACCCAUCACCAUUCUUCCUGGAUGGUUAAACUUAAAUUGAACUUGUCAAGCACAAGAAAUUCCUAUGAAGUUCUCAACAAUUACCAAUUUUCUUCCUCUCAUUUUCUAUUGAGUAUACCUUUUUGCUUAGCUUCUCACUCUCUAUUCUCCAGAUUCAAGACUUGUUUCCAUUUACCAGCCUUUAAUCAUGGCUUCUUCUUCUUCUUCUUCAACCACUCAUCAAGCAAAGAUAUAUGAUGUAUUCAUUAGUUUUAGAGGUGCAGAUGUCCGGGAUGGAUUUCUCAGCCAUCUUCAUCAGUCAUUGGAUCGAAACCAAGUAAAUGCUUUUGUGGAUGAAAAACUUAAAAGAGGAAAGGAGAUCACAUCAUCUCUCUUGGAAAUAAUUGAAAAAUCAUAUGUUUCAAUUGUCAUUUUCUCCAAGAAUUAUGCAGAUUCUCCAUGGUGUUUGGAUGAGCUUGUGAAGAUAUUUGAAUGUUACAAAAAGAUGAAGCAGAUUGUGGUACCGGUCUUUUACCGUGUGGAUCCAAGUCAUGUUCAAGAGUUGACUGGCAAUUAUGGGGAUGCAAUUGAUAAGCAUAGACAAGAAUCUAGUGACUGUUUGGACAAGGUGAAGAGUUGGAGUGAUGCUUUGAUGGAAAUUUCCAACUUAUCAGGCUGGGAUUCACGGACUACUAAGCCUGAUUCUAGGCUGAUAAGAGAAAUUGUAAGUCAUGUUCUAGAGGAAUUAGAUCAUCUGACUCCAAGUGAUGUUUGCGAGGAUGGGUUAUUUGGAAUUGAUUCACGCAGUAAGGAUGUUCGUUCAUUACUGUGCCUUGAGUCAACAGAUGUGCAAGUUAUUGGGAUUUGGGGAAUGGGUGGUAUAGGAAAGACCACUAUUGUUUAUAAACUGUUCAGUCAGAUUCAUAAACAAUUCCCACGUCAAUGCUUUGUUGCAGAUGUAAGAGAAAAAUUCGAAAAUUCUACGAAGUGUAGUCUACAAAGUGAAAUUCUUUAUGGAUUACUAGGCAAAGACAAUUUAAAUACAGGCAUGCCCAUGAAGUUGAACUCUUCUGUGAGGAGAAGGCUCUCUCAAGAAAAAGUUCUUAUCGUUCUUGAUGAUGUGAGUGAUUUGGAUCAAAUAGAACAUGUAGUAGGAAGUCACGUUAUUUAUGGUUCAGGUAGCAGAAUCAUUAUAACGAGCAGGGACAGACAAUUGCUCAAGAAUGUGGGUGCCAAAGUAUAUGAAGUUAAGAAAUUAAAUCACUUUGAAGCUCUCCAUCUCUUUAACUUGCAUGCCUUUAAACAAAAUCCUCCGAAGAAAGAAUAUAUGGAGUUGUUACGCAUGGCGAUUAAUUAUGCUCAAGGCAUUCCAUUAGCUCUUAAAGUUUUGGGUUCCAAUUUGUAUGGUAAGAGUGUAGAAGAAUGGGAAGAUGAGUUGGAGAAACUCAAAGUUUCUUCUGAUACAAAAGUUAAAAAAAUAUUAAGAAUAAGUUACGAUGGAUUGGAUGAGAAGCAGAAGGAAAUAUUUCUUGAUAUUGCGUGUUUCUUUAAAGGGUACGAUAAAGAUAUUGUCACAAAUGUAUUAAAUGGCUGUGGUUUCUUUGCAAAAAGUGGAAUAAGCCAUCUCAUUGAUAAGUCUCUUGUAACCAUUUCAAGGGACAACAAGUUAGGCAUGCAUGACUUGUUACAAACAAUGGGUAAGGACAUUGUUUCGGAAGAGAAAGAACUUGGUAGACGUACUAGGUUGUGGAAUUCUGAAGAUGUAUACAAAGUAUUGGCAAAAGAUAUGGGGACUAAAAGUGUUGAAGGAAUGUUAUUGAACAUGUCCCAAAUCAGGUAUAUACAUUUAAGUUCUACAGCUUUUGAGAAGUUGUGUAAUCUUAGAGUCCUCAAGUUUUAUGAGAAAAAUUACUUUAAGAAAAAUAAAGUACUCCUUCCUGAAGGCCUUGAAUAUUUUCCUGAAGAGUUGAGAUUUCUCCAUUGGGAUCAAUAUCCUUUAAAAUGUUUGCCAUUACAAUUUCGUCUUGAAAAUCUCGUUGAACUUCACAUGCCCAAAAGCCAAAUCAGGCAAUUUUGGACUGAAGAUCAGACUUUUGGAAAUUUGAAACUCAUUGACCUCCGAAACUCUACGGAGCUUAUCAGUAUUCCUGAUUUGUCUAGAGUCCCAAAUCUUGAGGUUUUAUAUUUGCAUGGCUGUGUAAGUUUGCUUGAGAUUCCCCUGUCUAUCCAGUAUCUGAGCAAACUGACUCGAUUGAUUUUAUCGGGGUGCAAAAGUCUUCGGAAGUUGCCAAGCUGCCUUCCUCUGAAUAUAAAAGAACUGCAUUUACGUGGAACUGCUAUAGAGGAAUUGCCUUCAUCAAUUGGAUCUCUCUCUAAACUUUUUGAAUUAGUUAGUCUUCCAGCCUUGAGGUUGGAGAGUCUUCCAAGUAGCAUUGGUCAAUUGACAUGUCUCCGAAAAAUCAGUAUAAUUGGAUGCUCAAAAUUGGCGAGUCUCCCGGACACCAUUUGCAAUCUGAAAUCUCUUAAAGAACUUGCUUUGAUAAAUUGUGUGCUUCUCAAUGAAUUGCCCGAGGACUUGGGAUAUUUAGAUUCUUUGGAAGAGCUGAGUGUAAUAUCUUCUGGUAUUAGAAGCUUACCACUCUCCGUGAAUCAGUUGAUGCAGUUGAGGUACUUAAACUGUUCGAGGUGUAAAGGUUUACUAUUGCCUCCUUUAACAGAUUUGCCAUGUCUAAAACGUGUUCGUCUAAGCGACUGUCGUAUGUUAGAAUUUCCGGAAAGCCUUUGCUCUCUUGAGACAGUGGAAGAAUUAUAUUUAGAUGGAAAUGAUUUUGAGAUCAUACCGGCCAGCAUCAAAGGACUUAGUGGAUUGAGUUUGCUUGAUAUAAGAAAUUGCAAGAGACUUAAAUAUUUACAAGAGCUUCCAUCUUCUCUAGAUGAUUUAUAUGCAAGAAACUGCACGUCUCUGGAAUCAGUAUCAACUUCAUUCUUACUGACAGCAGUGACAGAGCGGAGGUGGUUAGGCAUUAUAGAUUUCAGCAACUGCAUCAAUUUAAACGAGGAAUCAUGCAGUAAAAUUAUGGACGAUGUAUUGGUAACACAUCAGGACAACUACGGAGUUAUUGCCUUGUAUAUUACUGGAAGUGAAGUGCUGCAGAGGAUGAGGUAUCAGAAUAAUAGUGGAUCUUCUUUGUCAUUCAGACUGGGGCGGCAUGACUUGAUCGGUCUCUCUUUCUGCGUCGUUGUAGCAUCGAAAGAGUAUCCUCGUCGCGGUUUAUUUGAUAUUAGAUGUACAGCAAAUUUCUCAGAUGAUAUUGGACAUAGUCGUAAUGAAGAUUUCUAUCUGUUCGGAGAUGAAGGUCGCGAAAUGGAUUUCCAAUCAGAAAAUGUAUUCCUCUGGCGCGAUCCAAUCUUUGAUUUCACGUCGAGAUUCCGAUUCAACAAGGCCUCAUUACAAUUCUUCCUCAAAUUUUCAACCAAUGAGGUGAUGAUAAUGAAGUGCGGGGUUCAUCCAAUUUAUAACCAAGACAAAAGGAGGAAAGAUGAUGAGGAUGAGGAAGGCGAUGAGAUGGAUAUUGAAGAGGAACCUCCUCGUAAGAGAUUGAAAGAAAGCGAAGAACAAGUAAAUGAGCUCGUACUAAAGCUCGCGAAGUGUCUCCUAAGAAAUGAAAAUGAGGAAGAAGUUCAGCAAAGGAAAGAGAGCCGAGAGCUGAACUGCUCCGAUCUCAGUGCCUCGUUUAGGCUUCUGUUGAUGGUAAAUACCUGCUUAGCUACGUCAAGCCAAGACAGACCCCAUCCAACCCAGAUUCUUUUUACUCUGAUGAUGCUCACUGUCUGUAUGAACUUGCUGUCCUUUGUUUCUUCUCUAUCUCUCCAUGGAUUUGCUUUCUCUCUUUAACUCACUGGUAAGUCAUACUCGCUGGUUUUGCACAGAAUUGCUUGUAUCUUAAUUUGCUCUUUUAUGCAUGUAAUAAUCCUAGUCAUCAUGUCGCCACUAUUUAUGAAAUCUUAUCCUUUUUAA